This is a messenger RNA of Stylonychia lemnae, 1437 nucleotides long. NCBI's taxonomy places the organism in Eukaryota, Ciliophora, Spirotrichea, Sporadotrichida, Oxytrichidae. The record is from the annotation of a GenBank genome assembly.
AUGUAAGUAGUCCCUAAACAAAUCAAGAUGAAGAAAAAGAGAUAAACUCAAAAGCCUAGCCAAAAAAAUAGUAAUUCAAGUAUUAAUUAGCACAGUGUUAACUCAAUUGUAUUAAAGGAGUUGAUUCAAACUAAAGAUGACUUCAAGGGCAAAACACUUACCUCCAAGCAAUCAACAGUUGGAAAUGAGUAUCGUAGGCUUGACUCAACCAAACGCAGAAAGCACAGACAAAUAAAAGCUAAACUCAGCAAAGCCACUGUAAACUAAUUUAUUGAGCCUCCAUCCCCUGAUCCUAUGUAGAAGAAAGAUUCUUCUAAGAUUAAUAUUUACUUCUAUCACAACAAAAUAUCUUCUCCUUCCGUAUCUAAAAUCCAUAAAAAUAAUACUAAGAUAGAUUAAGAAUAAGGAGAGUUUAGUUAGCUAGCUAGGAUGAAAAAAACUUCGACUGACUUUAAACUUAGAUUAGAUAACUAGAGUAGGAUACCCUAAAAGAAUAAACUGAGUAAAUGGAAGAAAUUAUAGCAUUUGUUUGGGGGAUUACUUAGAUUUAGGACUCAAGAUGCAGUGAAAAUAGUCAGCCCAGACUAAAUAAUAGAUGAGAUAAAUAGAGUUUAAUAACCUAAAGAUUUUUCAUUCCAAAUAGCCCCAAAAAUUAAAAAAAUCCCGGAAAAGUCAAAUAAUAAUCCUGAUGAAAAGAAAAGAAAUAAUAAGGCAUAGAAACCUCAAAAAAAUAAUAAAAUAAUUUUAGAUGUACAUAAUCAAAAUGAACUAGAUGAUUCAAAUAGGCUUGAUGCUGGAGACUUUGAAGCAAUGAUUCUUAAUGGAAAUAAAUAAAAUUAAAACAAGAUAUUACAAUUAUAGACUACUUAAUAAUAAAACAAAUAUGUAGUUCCAAUACAAAAUUAAAAAGCGUAAAAGAAAAAAAAGAUAUAAACUGCUCCAAAAGUGAGGGAAAUUGAUUAUUUCAGGAAGAUUAGGAGGUUCCAUGAAGCAGCUAGCAGAGGAUCUGCUAAGGAUGAAAAGAAGAUGAUGACUGAACUUAAGACAGACUUAAAGAAGCAUAUGUGGACGAGAAGUGAUCCAUAACAUUUAAUUAAUAUAAAGAAUGUCUUUGGCCAAACACCUCUUUAUGUUGCCUGUGAGAACGGGAACCUAAACAUUGUUAAGAUGCUAGUUGCGAAUGGAGCCAAUGUUUUUAUAAAGUCUAAUAUUGACAAAGAAAAUGAAGAAAAUAAUCUUCAAUGUGCUGCUAGAUGGAAGUACUUUGAUAUUGUUAAGUAUCUAAUAGAGAAUAUGGACUGGACAAAAUAAGACCUUAAAGAAGCUAUCUUAAUUCCAGAUCUAUAAAGAAGAAUCAAGAAUCUUCUAAUAGAUCACUAUUAAUUGAGAUAUGGAAAAAUUUACUGCAUGCGCUGUUGCUUUAAUUUUUGGAAUUGA